Molecule: messenger RNA, 1005 nt
Organism: Beta vulgaris subsp. vulgaris (sugar beet)
Lineage: Eukaryota; Viridiplantae; Streptophyta; Magnoliopsida; Caryophyllales; Amaranthaceae
Exons: 1
Coding region: 1-1005 (334 amino acids)
Source: RefSeq, a predicted model, not a curated record
AUGGGAGAAUCCGAUAGGCUUUGCCGGGCAGUAUCAGGAGCUUGUGUUGUGUUAGGGGAUUUUAAUGCCAUAGUUAACAUUGAAGAAAGAGUGGGGCAGGCUGUGAGGGAAAGAGAGAUGGUGGAUCUAAGGUAUUGUAUGGAGAAUUGUCAGUUGAGAGAUAUAAAGGCUACAAGGAGCUUUUAUACCUGGACUAAUAAGCAAGAAGGGUUAAGUAGAGUUUUCUGUAAAUUGGAUAGACCCUUGGGGAAUGAGAAUUGGUUUGAGGAGUGGUCUGAAGUUGAAGCCAAUUUCAUGCCAGAAGGUCUGAAGUUCUUUAAUAUGUGGAGUGCUUUUCCUAGAUUUGAAGAGGUAGUGGGAAGGGUAUGGAAUACUCAAGUUCAUGGCACAAAGAUGUUUCAAAUUGUGAAAAAAUUGAAACUUCUAAAGCCUGAGCUAACAAAUCUGAAAAAGGAAGAGUUUGGGAAGGUGUCAGUUCAGGAUGCUAUCACUUAUCAAGAGAUGAUUCAGGCACAGCAGAAAUUACAAGAAGAUGUAUGCAACAUUGAGUUGGCUGAGAAGGAAAGGAUUUGCAAGCUGAGAUACAAAGAAGCACAUAAGCAUUAUGUUGCUUUUCUGAGUCAGAAGGCUAAAAUCAAGUGGAUUGAAGGAGGAGAUGAAAACACUAGAAUUCUUCAUCAAAGCAUUAAGAUGAGACGCAUACAUAACAGGAUUAAUAUGGUCCAAAAUGGUGAAGGGGAAUGGGUUUCAUCUGCCAAUGAAGUUAAGGAUGCAUUUCUUAAUUUCUAUCAAGAUCUGUUGGGCAGUAGUGAGAAUGUUACAGGGAUGGAGCAAGCUAUUAUAGAGAAAGGAAAAGUAAUCACAAUGGAACAAACUCUGGCUCUGUCCCUAGAAUUCACUGCUGAAGAGAUUAAACAGGCUCUUUUUUCAAUCCCAGAUGGUAAGUCACUAGGUUUAGAUGGCUAUACAAGUCAUUUCUUCAAGAAAACAUGGCAGGUGACAUGA